AGAAUAAUAGAAAAGGGCUGGGUGAACAUGAAUAAGGGGCCUUUUUUGACAACGACUAAAUGCAUGAUGAAGCGACUUAUAGCGUUUGAUGUAAAGCAGUAAAGCCACGAUAUGAAUGUAUACUCGUAUGAAUCACCAUAUUUCGAGAUAUGACGUGGGUGCGUAUGUGGGAGAUAUGGCACGAUAGGAGGCAUUUGCCAAUAAUUAUUGUCAUUGAUAGUACAGUGCAAGAGUUUCUUCUUUGAUCAAUACUGGAAUUGGAAAAGCAACACCAAGAAUGAAGUCGUGUUUGCGUCUUUUGCGUUUCGCAUGUACUUCACACUGGACUCUUACGCGAUAAAAGGCACAUUGAAUAAUGUAACAGACAGUAGUAAAGUGAUUACAAACUGUCAAACACUGAUUAAUAGAUUGUAAACGAGUAUUGUCUGUAGAAUCAAACAUCCAUUUCUGGGUGGGCUCAGAAUUUCCAGUGAAAAAAGGCUCUUGCCCAAUUAUUAUCUCAAGUGGCUUGAGCAACGCCCUUUUAAAACGCGAGGUAUUCUCGAUUUGAUCAUUCGACGUCGUCAUGGACAUCGCACGAUCGGUGUCGUGGUCGCCGGAGACGUAUAACAUGAGGGAGUUGAUGUCGUACCUUAAGAUGCCCAUCAUUGCCAUGGUGAGACAAGGACACUGUUCGCUUAGGGAAGAAGAUUCACUUAGCCAGGGACAGGUGAUUAGGAUAGCGCGUAUUCACACACAGAACCGUGUCGUCGCCAAAGAUGCUAAAGACAGGCUGAUCAGCAUACCCUUAUCAUUCCCUUUGGAUUUUGAAGUGAUGCCAAAAAACAAAUCUGGGUCCAUCAGGAGAACAUUCAGGAAAUUAAAACGAAUGCAACUCACCGAGUUAGUACGUAACUACCAGCUCCCGCAUAAGGUCAAACUGCCAAACGACCACCGUAACAGGGACAUCGUCCUAAAUGUCGUUGGAAUCGACCUAUCAACGGGACCAAUCGACUUGCAACAACUCGAGGAAGAAGUAUACCUCCAAGGAAAUGCUGUUAACUUUGGUGAACUCAAUACGACGGUACUCAACAUCCCCGACCACUCUGAUUUGGAAGUUUCUUUAGCCCUUGGACCACGACCAGGCAAAGAGUCACAGUUUAAGAAGCUCAAGAAUAAACUAGCUGAUAAGGUUGCGAAAGAAGUCCGAUUUGGAGACGCAGUCGAUGCACAAGUGAUCAAACGACUGAUACAAAUCGGUGCCGACGAAGACGAGACGCGAUCGAGGUCGGGUUCUACCCUCCGAGGCUCGAGGUCAGUACCCGACGUCAGGGGCCACGUGGUCAACGACAACGGCACCAACGGUGACGCACCUAGUGCCACAGCGAGUCGAUAUCAGAAGCGAGACUCGACCUACAACCGACCCAGUCUCUCUGCCUUAGAGAAACGCAUGAAGGAAAACAACCCACCUGCCUUACCGCCCCCAUCGCCGCUAUACAACAGCGGCAGUUCGUUCGAAUUCAACAACGCCGCCUUCGAUGCCAAUGACAUCAGCGAUUCGGAUGAACUCGAGAGCGAGGAUACAGAGAGUGACGUUCAGCCAGCUCCCUGGACUGACAUCAAGUUGGACGAUGACGAUGACGAUGAUGAAAUAGCCCCACCGAAUAUACUCUUUGGAAAAGUUUCUGCAUUUUCUUUCAACAAUCCCUCGACUUGGGGUUUCGGGAAGCAGAAUGGCAAAGCAGAUCUUAAAACAAAAUAAGUCUACUUUAAUAUUAUCACGAUUAGAGGUGUCGAAGCAGAGUGGUUUGAUCAAUCGGCUAGGGAUACGAGGGCCGUCACUACGAUCCUUCGUCUCGACAUUUGCCCACAGGCUACAUUGCUACUCUCCACGCCAUUAUCGUUGGGGAUGAGCAUGUGCUCGUUUUUAAGAUGGCUAAUGGUUCGAAUGCUCCAAAUGGAGAGGAGUGCGGAAAAAUGUUAUUGCAUCCGAUCACCAGCAUCAUAUUCUGAACUCUGUUUUU
Molecule: messenger RNA, 2003 nt
Organism: Strongylocentrotus purpuratus (purple sea urchin)
Lineage: Eukaryota; Metazoa; Echinodermata; Echinoidea; Camarodonta; Strongylocentrotidae
Exons: 6
Coding region: 566-1741 (391 amino acids)
Source: RefSeq, a predicted model, not a curated record